Messenger RNA from Olea europaea var. sylvestris, 1725 nucleotides. Its product is annotated as RNA-binding KH domain-containing protein PEPPER-like. The transcript is spliced from 10 exons. Lineage: Eukaryota; Viridiplantae; Streptophyta; Magnoliopsida; Lamiales; Oleaceae. Gene Ontology annotation, biological process: regulation of gene expression. Gene Ontology annotation, cellular component: cytoplasm; nucleus. Bases 1 to 1470 code for a protein of 489 amino acids. Gene Ontology annotation, molecular function: mRNA binding. The record is from RefSeq and is a predicted model, not a curated record.
AUGGUAAAACAGUAUUUUGACCAACUAAUGAUUGACGAGUUUGGAGGAAAGUUAUCAUAUGGUGCACAAUGGAACACCAUAAGGAACACUGUGGAAACAAAUGGACCCAAGCUUUUAGAGGAUGAUUUAUCUACAAGGCAUGUCUCUAUCAUUCUCGCAUAUAUUAAAUUAGUAUUAGCACAUAUCUUAAUCCUGAUCAUUCAUUCAAGAAAAGGAGGCAAUAAUAGCGCAAAUAUACACGAGGGUUACUCUACCCGCAUAUAUUUCUACAAAAAAUUUGAUGUGAUCUAUUGCAGUAUUAUUGUAAGAGGGUCUAUUGCAAUAGUGAUGAAAGCAAGAGGGGAAAAAUGUUCCAGAGGUGAAUCCAUCAAAGAAAGACAACUCUUCUAUUGCGGAAAAAGAGGAAGGGUUCGUCUACAAGAUAAAAAUAGGAAGAAAGAUGUUCUCGUUCUAAUAUCUGGGAAGGAAGAACCAGAGGCUCUGUUGCCUCCUGCCAUGGAUGCUGUGAUAAGAAUAUUUAAGAGUCUCCAUGGACUACCUGAUGGUGAAGCCCCUGAUGCAGCUGGAGCUGCAUUUUGUUUGAUUCGAUUAAUUGUGGCAUCAGCACAAGCCACGAGUUUAAUAGGAAAACAAGGCUCUGUGAUCAAGUUGAUUCAGGAGGGCUCCGGUGCCUCUGUGAGGGUUCUCUCCAAUGAUGAAUUGCCAAUUUAUGCCAGUUCUGAUGAAAGGAUUGUUGAGUUACAUGGGGAAGCUCUCAAGGUUCUUAAAGGUUUAGAAGCUGUGCUGGGGCACCUGAGAAAAUUCUUGGUGGAUCAUACUGUUCUUCCCCUUUUUGAGAAGAAUUAUAAUGCACCGGUCUCUCAGGAACGACAAGUAGAUGCUUGGUCUGACAAGACAUUGCAUUCUUCUACUUCAGACACAGCAAUUGACACUGAUUACCCUCUUACAGUGAAGAGGAAUUCUCUAUUUCUAGAUCGUGAUAGCCUGAUGGAAUCAAAUAUUACUCCUUCUAGGCUUUCCUUGUAUGGACCAGAGUCUGGCCUUGACUUUCGUAUUUCAGCAAUGGGGCGUGCUGGUAGGCCUGUUGUUACUCAGAUUGCCCAGACAAUGCAAAUACCACUCGCUUAUGCCGAGGAUAUAAUCGGGGUUGGGGGAGCAAAUAUUGCCUAUAUUCGACGGACUAGUGGUGCUAUCCUCACUGUGCAAGAAAGUAGAGGCCUGCCUGAGGAAAUCACUGUGGAAAUAAAAGGAACUUCUUCACAAGUCCAAGCAGCUCAGCAACUAAUUCAGGAGUUCACAAGCAGUCAUAAAGAAUCACUUCCAAGCAGUUACGGCCAGCUGGAGUCGACUUCGCGGCUUUCCUAUGCUCAUUUAGGUAGUAACUCUUACUCAUCAUCAUCGUAUGACAGACAACCUUAUGGUGACUACAGAUCAUCUGGUAUUGGAGGAUAUAGUGGUUACAGACUGUGAAUGGGUAGGCAGAACAAUCUUAUGGUGAUUAUCCAUCCUCUGGUGUUGGAGGAUUAGUAUCUUUUUAGGCUAUAUGAAUGGAUAGGCCGAAUUCUUGGUUCUUGUCUUUCUUCCUAUCCUUUCAGUCAUUUUCAGAUCCUGGUGUAAGUAUCUGCAGAUUUUACCUUGAAAAAACAAAUAUAUAUCUUUAUAGCUUGUUUAUUGUUGAUAUUUGUGAUUAUUUGAGCGUUUUAAGGAAAUUUGGCCUCAAUAUUA